AGGAGACACUUUCAGUGACCUCUACAACAGACUAUUUCCGGGUCAUCGAGGGGGCCUGACCAGGGCGGUCGGGUCACAAAACAAGAAGAGGCGUUUAUUUGUGACAUUUCGUGGAAUUCAAGACCAAAAUUGCAAUGUCAGCAAAACGGAGAAGGAGUAAGAAGGAUGAAAUCGUUGAGACAUCAACCAAGGAUAAAGAAACCGAAACGGAGAAAUGGCCUGUUGAGAAACGCUUCAUGUGUGAGGUAUGCAGCAGGCAGUUCAUCCAACUGGGCGACCUCAAGGGCCACCUGCGCACCCACACAGGUGAGAAACCCUACAGGUGUGAGGACUGCGGCAGGGCGUUCAGCCUGAAGUGCGCCCUGACGGUCCACAUGCGCACUCACUCUGGGGAGAAACCCUUCAUGUGUAGCCAGUGUGGCAAGCAGUUCAGUGAGCGGGGCAACCUCAAGGGCCACCUGCGGACUCACACAGGUGAGAAACCCUACAAGUGUGAGGAGUGCGGCAAGCAGUUCAGUCAGCUGAGUAACCUGAAGCGACACAAACGGACCCACACAGGGGAGAGACCGCACAAGUGUGAGAUUUGUGGGAAGCAGUUUGGUCAGAAGAGCAUCCUGAACAUUCAUAAACACACUCACAGCAAUGAGAAACCCUUCCAUUGUAACCUGUGCGACAAGGAGUUUGGUCACAUAGACAAUCUUAAGAAGCACAUGAAAACUCAUACUGGGGAGAAACCUCACAGUUGUGACGAGUGCAACAUGCGGUUUAUUCGCCUGUCAAAUCUAAAGAGACACAUACUGACUCACACAGGGGAGAAACCCUACGUGUGUGUGACAUGUGGCAAACAGUUCAGGCAACAGGGAGAACUGAAGACACACAGGAGUACUCACACUGAUGAAAUAGCCUGUAUAUAA
Messenger RNA from Branchiostoma floridae (Florida lancelet), 914 nucleotides. RefSeq names its product zinc finger protein 239-like. The coding region runs from base 135 to 914 and encodes 259 amino acids. Gene Ontology annotation, biological process: regulation of transcription by RNA polymerase II. Gene Ontology annotation, molecular function: RNA polymerase II transcription regulatory region sequence-specific DNA binding; DNA-binding transcription factor activity, RNA polymerase II-specific. NCBI's taxonomy places the organism in Eukaryota, Metazoa, Chordata, Leptocardii, Amphioxiformes, Branchiostomatidae. The transcript has 2 exons. The record is from RefSeq and is a predicted model, not a curated record. Gene Ontology annotation, cellular component: nucleus.